This is a messenger RNA of Jatropha curcas, 726 nucleotides long. The record is from RefSeq and is a predicted model, not a curated record. NCBI's taxonomy places the organism in Eukaryota, Viridiplantae, Streptophyta, Magnoliopsida, Malpighiales, Euphorbiaceae.
AUGGUCCCAUUUCGGCCCCUCGCCUCGGCGGGAGCUGCCACGCCCUGUCGGUGCGCGGCAGGGCCCCGCCCACGCUGGGCGGGGGGUCCCGCCUUGGAGCGCGGCAGCUGCCCCAGCCAGCUCGGUGGGACGGCAGCCCCCCGCUUCGGUUCUGGUGCGGCAAGGUGUCGCCCAAGCCUAGGCGGAGGUGCCGCCCAGGGGGGUGGGGGGCCAAGGCCCGCGGGCACGCUGGCGGCACGCCUCGCCUCUGCUUUUGCGCUCCGCGCGCCCAGGACCUGCCGCGCGGGCGGCAGCGCCUCGCCCGGCGCUGCUGGCAGGUUACCUGCCCUGCCCGCGGCCGGCGACAGGCCCGCCGCCCUGCCCCCCGCCGCCCCGCCCUGGGCCCGCCAGGCUCCGCCCGCAGCACGGUCCCGCGCGCGAGCAGGGGGGGGCGCCCGCGGGAGCGGCGUGGGUUUCGGGACCAGGCACCUGCCGCAGGGAAAAAAGCAGGUGGACGGUUUCAGACACACUCAGGCCGCCGCUGGGUCGUUGUUCAGCUCUGCCCAGGUGCCUUGCCGUGGCCUGGGCGUGCCCGUGCGCCGCCGUGGCCGGUGUGGACACCUUUGUGCUCGCUCUGGGGUGCCUUUGGGAGCUUUCCGGCACCUCCCUCCUGAAAACUACUUCGGGCGAGCUGUUCCGAGUCAGUAUAAGCCUCGGGGAGACAUUACAGGAAACAAGUGUGUGUAG